Messenger RNA from Physcomitrium patens, 711 nucleotides. The record is from the annotation of a RefSeq genome assembly. NCBI's taxonomy places the organism in Eukaryota, Viridiplantae, Streptophyta, Bryopsida, Funariales, Funariaceae.
AUGAAACAAAAAUCUUGGAAUAUUAAUCUAGAAGAAAUGAUGCAAGCAGGAGUCCAUUUUGGUCAUCAAGCUAGAAAAUGGAAUCCUAAAAUGGCCUCUUAUAUUUUUACAGAACGUAAAGGUAUUCAUAUUUUAAAUCUUACUCAAACAGCUCGUUUUUUAUCAGAAGCUUGUGAUUUAUUAGCUAAUGCAUCAAGUAAAGGAAAACAAGUUUUAAUUGUAGGUACUAAAUAUCAAGCCGCUGAUUUAGUAGCAUCAGCUUCAAUAAAAGCUCGAUGUCAUUACAUAAAUCAAAAAUGGCUGGGUGGUAUGCUAACUAAUUGGUCAACUAUAGAAAAGCGUCUUCAAAGAUUUAAAGAUUUGGAAAAUAAAGAAAAAACAGGAGUACUUAAUCAACUUCCUAAAAAAGAAGCAGCAACUUUAAAAAGACAAUUAGUUCAACUUCGAAAAUAUUUAGGUGGAAUUAAAUAUAUGACAAGUUUACCAGAUAUUGUAAUCAUAAUAGAUCAACAAAAAGAAAUUACAGCUAUUAAUGAAUGUAUAACUUUAGGUAUUCCAACAAUUUGCUUAGUUGAUACAGAUUGUGAUCCUGAUCUUACAGACAUACCAAUUCCAGCAAAUGAUGAUGCUAGAGCUUCUAUUCGUUGGAUUUUAAAUAAAUUAACCUUAGCUAUUAGCGAAGGUCGUUAUAAUUCUAUAAAAACAGAGUAA